Molecule: messenger RNA, 450 nt
Organism: Haemonchus placei
Lineage: Eukaryota; Metazoa; Nematoda; Chromadorea; Rhabditida; Trichostrongylidae
Source: the annotation of a GenBank genome assembly
AUGAUAUGCAGUGUACGGGCAAACGGAGGAACUAAAAUUCGGCCGAUGCCUUUAUCUCUGGAAGCACCUCCGCCAUACACUGAAGUAAAAAAGGACGCGGCCCUGAAAGGUGGUAUAUCUUCAAUGAGUGCUGUCAGCGCGAAUUUGCCGAAGUUGCCAAAAUCUGAGACAGCGAGCUCAGCCAGUGCACAAUCGGCUGCUACUCUACUCCCAACAUUGUCUCCUGUGCUGAAUCAACAGCCUGCUCUUCCAAAAUCCGCGAUUUCAAGUGCACAGUCUUCGGACGAUGCAACACCCUAUCCUACAGUUCCAGCAGUGCCGCUUACAGUUCCUACUAAUUUGUCGAAUCAGACAUCAAAACAUCCAAAUAGCUCAAGUAGCAGCGCUCCAACGGCUCUACAACCAACUUCUGGUACUGCGAUGGGAAAGGGACUUUCGGCGGUAAAAUGA